GUCAUCUUCACAUUUUGUGCAGGGUUUGCACGGAUUUACAUCCGGGCUCCUCAGGCACGUGCUGCACGCUUGUACCCGGCCAACAUAGACGACAUUGAGGCAUAUGGUUGGUGUGUGUCUGUCCGUCAAGUUCUCCAACCAUGACAGCUGGACUGUGUUUACUGCCUCUGUUGCUGGCAUGUCUUUCAGUGUUGCUGGGUAUAACUACAGCGGCGAUACCUAAAGGAUAUACCUUGCAAGUGACACCUCUGUGUUCAACCAGUAUCGACGGAGGAGCCACCAUCACAAUCAAAACAGAUCUGAACGUGGACGCCAAUGCCUACUGCCAACAGGGGACGCCGGUGGGAUUCAAACAGGUUGACGACGCUACCUUGACUCUUGACGUAGCCUAUCCUGGAAGCAAAUCGACCAAGGCCUGCACAUUCAAGCAACGUGAAAAUUCCCAAGUGUAUUUCAUCAGAGUUGUUGUCUCCUACGGCGAGAUUGGUGCUGAGGUGCACACUGACGACGAAGUGGUUACAGUUACCUGCACCUUGGACCCAAGAGGUUCGAAAACUAGCGGGAAGAAAGUUAUAAAGGGAAGAGUGAUUGCACCGAAAGAAAUCGUGGUCAACAAGGGGGCAAAGUCCAAAUCGAAACUGAAGCUACUACUCACCGACAUAGCGAGGCAAAGUCUGAACGGCCGGAACAUCAAUCUGGGCAGGAAGGUUCUUCUCAUCGCCUCCACCGACGGUUCUUCUGGAGAGAAGGGUAUACGAAUAACAUCUUGUGACGCUAUUGGUCAAACAACGGGAAAACGGUAUCAAGUGAUACGAGCUGGGUGCGGCGACGGUCAAGUGUUCAAGAAGACGCUGGGUUUCGUCACGACAGGGCUGACCGCCAUGAGUCCAUACUUUGAUAUGUUUCAUCUCGACAAUGACAAGAUAGUCACGUUUGACUGCAACUUUACCCUUUGUAAAACACAAUGUGACGGGAGUUCCUGUGAGAAUCAAAGACGUCGAAGAUCCCCCAACCACGUUGUACCUGCCGCCUUUAUCAACUCGGCCCCAAGUCCGUUUAAAACAAGGUUUCAAAGAUCAGCAUAUAAAGAAGAGCAUACGAAGAUUUUCUUGACCAACGUGGCCGGCUAUAAACUGCAUAACGUCAGUCUGCAAAGGGGAAGGCCGUAUGUGCUUCAUGCCGUUACUGACGGAAAGAAAGGCGAGGUGGGGCUACAGGUGAUGAGGUGCGACAUUGUCACCACGAGAAUUCAACACAAUCUACGCAUGGCAGCCAUUAGAGAUGGGUGCGGCGUGGAACCUGUUUUCAGACCGGAUCAGGGUUUCAUCACUUCCGGGUUGACGGCCACAAGCCCAUAUUUCAAAGGUUUCUCUAUCAGGGGAGACAAAAGCCUGACCUUCGAGUGUGACGUCAUCCUUUGUCAUCAAAACUGUGAUGGGCGGACCUGUAUCCGGCAAAGAAAGAAACGGGAACUUGAAAAACAAGAACUAUUCCUGGAGUCCGGCAGUAUACAAUCGGCUUCUUACAUCGUCAACCCUCGGGCCAAGAGGUCAAGGUCACUACGUCACAAAGAUAUGCUUGAAGCUGUUUGAAGUUCAAUUUGUAAUGUGAAUGAAUAAACCUAAUACUGGCCACA
Haliotis rubra (blacklip abalone) is the source of this 1636-nucleotide messenger RNA. RefSeq names its product vitelline envelope sperm lysin receptor-like. The coding region runs from base 141 to 1592 and encodes 483 amino acids. The transcript is spliced from 15 exons. The record is from RefSeq and is a predicted model, not a curated record. Lineage: Eukaryota; Metazoa; Mollusca; Gastropoda; Lepetellida; Haliotidae.